AAAAAAAAAAAAAACACAGAGCAUCCAAAGAGAGAGAAAAAAACAGUCUCACUUAAGUCAAACUUUUGAGAGGAAAAAAAAAAAGAAAAAAGAAAAACAUUUCAGAAACUCCAAAGACUCCAUUUUUAAAGCCAAAAGAAAAAUCUAAAGUGCUUAGUAGAGUUUUGCUUGUUGGGAUCAAAGGGUCUGCAAAAUGUGAGAGAAUCUGCAGCUUCAAAGCUAGUGAACCGGCAUAGCACGUAUAUAAUUAUCAGACAUGGCUUCAACUGGUAUGGCCGCCACUUCAGCGGUUGGAAAGCCUACAGGUAAUACUACAUUAGUCGACAAACUCCCAGAGGAGAUCAAUGAAAUGAAGAUUAAGGAUGAGAAAGUUGAAAAGGAAAUGGAAGCAACAGUGGUAGAUGGAAAUGGAACUGAAACAGGACAUAUUAUAGUUACUACUAUUGGUGGUAGAAAUGGUGAACCCAAGCAGACCAUAAGUUAUAUGGCUGAGCGUGUUGUUGGUCAGGGAUCUUUUGGAAUUGUAUUUCAGGCUAAGUGUCUAGAAAGUGGAGAAACUGUAGCAAUCAAGAAGGUUUUACAGGACAAGAGAUAUAAAAACCGCGAGUUGCAAACAAUGCGCCUACUUGAUCAUCCCAAUGUUGUGUCACUCAAGCACUGUUUCUUUUCAACGACUGAUAAGGAUGAGCUCUAUCUUAAUUUGGUGCUUGAAUAUGUUCCUGAGACUGUAUAUCGUGUAGCAAAGCACUAUAGUAGAGCAAAUCAGCGAAUGCCACUAAUAUAUGUCAAACUCUACACAUACCAGAUUUGUAGAGCUUUGGCAUAUAUCCAUGGGGGUGUAGGUGUAUGCCACAGGGAUAUUAAACCGCAGAAUCUUCUGGUUAAUCCCCAUACUCAUCAGGUCAAGCUUUGUGAUUUUGGAAGUGCAAAAGUUCUGGUCAAAGGCGAGCCAAAUAUAUCAUAUAUCUGUUCUCGUUACUAUCGAGCACCUGAACUCAUAUUUGGGGCAACAGAGUACACAACUGCAAUUGACAUAUGGUCUGUUGGUUGUGUCCUUGCUGAAUUGCUUCUUGGACAGCCUCUCUUUCCAGGUGAGAGUGGAGUUGACCAGCUUGUUGAGAUUAUUAAGGUACUUGGGACUCCAACUCGAGAGGAGAUAAAAUGCAUGAAUCCAAACUAUACAGAGUUCAAAUUCCCUCAAAUCAAGGCUCAUCCUUGGCAUAAAAUAUUCCACAAGCGCAUGCCUCCAGAAGCGGUUGAUCUCGUCUCAAGACUUCUCCAAUAUUCUCCAAAUCUGAGGUGCACUGCAUUAGAGGCCUGUAUCCAUCCAUUUUUUGAUGAACUUCGCGAUCCUAAUGCUCACCUUCCUAAUGGGCGCCCCUUGCCUCCACUGUUCAACUUUAAACCUCAAGAGCUGAAAGGAGUGAGUUUGGAGCUUCUGGCCAAGCUAAUACCAGAACAUGCUCGAAAGCAAUGCCCCUUCCUUGGCUUCUAAAUCGAAAGACCUAUCUUCAGGGGCAAAGGAAUUGUGUUACUGUACCUUAUUUAUCUUCCAAGUUAUCUAAAUGACUAGCCUGUUUCUUCCCUUGAAUUUCAACCAGACAGCGUGGACUUUAGAGGCUGCUGUAUUUUGCUUUGGCUAUGCAAACAUUAUGUUGUUAGGGCUCUUAAAUUGCAGCAAAUGGUUGGAAUCUGUAAUUGUGUUUUGCAAGUAUCAUAUCUGUAGUAUUUUCAUCUAAUGUACAUUUGACAUACACCUGCC
Molecule: messenger RNA, 1762 nt
Organism: Theobroma cacao (cacao)
Lineage: Eukaryota; Viridiplantae; Streptophyta; Magnoliopsida; Malvales; Malvaceae
Gene: SK13
Product: shaggy-like kinase 13
Biological process (GO): signal transduction; cell differentiation; peptidyl-threonine phosphorylation
Cellular component (GO): nucleus; cytoplasm
Molecular function (GO): ATP binding; protein serine/threonine kinase activity
Source: RefSeq, a predicted model, not a curated record